This is a messenger RNA of Ruditapes philippinarum (Manila clam), 1612 nucleotides long. RefSeq names its product glucose dehydrogenase [FAD, quinone]-like. The coding region runs from base 1 to 1401 and encodes 466 amino acids. The record is from RefSeq and is a predicted model, not a curated record. Gene Ontology annotation, molecular function: oxidoreductase activity, acting on CH-OH group of donors; flavin adenine dinucleotide binding. The transcript is spliced from 2 exons. Lineage: Eukaryota; Metazoa; Mollusca; Bivalvia; Venerida; Veneridae.
AUGCGAAACCGUUAUGACUAUCACCAAUGGGCUGCAAACGGCUGUACUGGAUGGAGUUACAAAGACGUUCUGCCGUACUUUUUGAAAUCAGAAGACAUUCAAAUAGACGAAUUAAAAUCAUCCGUGUACCAUCAUUCUGGUGGUCCAUUGGCAGUUUCAGGUUCACGUAUAACAGAACUCUCAGACCUGUACAUGAAAGCUGGACAAGAACUGGUUUUCAAUAUUACGGACUAUAACGGUGCUGACCAAGAAGGGUUCCACAAAAUUCAAUUAAACGUCAGAAACGGCAUUCGUGAAGCUACUGGAUUAGCAUUCCUCGGACGAAUCGGUAAAAGAUCAAAUCUUGAUGUUAUAGAAACAUUUGUCACAAAAGUUAAUAUCAAGAAUAAUGCAGCUGAUGGUGUAUUUUACAUUAGAAAUGGUAGAAAGUCAUACGUCAGAGCAAAAAAGGAAGUGAUUUUGUCGGCUGGUGCUAUCAAUUCGCCACAGAUCUUGAUGCUAUCUGGUGUAGGGCCAAAGGAACAUCUAAAGUCUAUGGAUAUUCCAGUAUUACUUGACCUUCCAGUUGGAAAUAACAUGCAGCAUCACCUAAUGGCGUUUUUGUUAACUAAGAUAAAUAAACCAAUUAGCUUGUCUGAUGACCUCAUAAACAGUUUCUGGACUCGAUUUAGUUAUAACCUAUUAGGGACAGGACCUCUUUCAAUACCAGGAUCUGAAGGGUCGGUGUUCUUUUACAACGACCAGUCAAAAUGCGGUAAAACAAGUGCAGGAGUUCAAAUAAUAAUAUACAGUAAAUUCAUGGUUGAAAAUGACUUUAAUAUUAAAAACAGCUUUGCUAAGGAGUUAUUUGCAGAACAUGGUAACAUUGAAGGUUUUAACUUUAUUGGUUCUAUAACAAAUCCAAAGAGUCGAGGAACUAUACGUCUGAAAAGUUCGGAUCCGUUCGACUACCCCCUGAUAGAUCCUCAGUAUCUCACGGACAAAAGAGAUGUUGAAAAUUUUAUAGGAGGUAUACGAUUAUGGGAAUGGUUUAUGCAGACAACAACCAUGGAAGAACUUGGUGUUGACAUGAAUCAAAUGAAGUUGUCAUUUUGUUCACAACACAAGUUCCGCUCCGAUGACUACUGGGAAUGUUUCGUGCGCCACCUAGCGAUUACGGUAUAUCAUCAUUCAUCCACGUGCAAAAUGGGUGCUGAUGAAGAUGAAACUGCUGUUGUAGACUCAAAACUUCGAGUAAAGGGUAUAAAAGGAUUGCGAGUUGUUGAUGCAUCCGUAUUUCCAACAGUGACAUCGGGAAAUAUAAAUGCCCCAGUGGUAAUGGUUGCUGAAAAAGCUGCUGAUAUGAUACGUGGAAUAGAUACUGUUGAAUAUAUAAGAGAAAAAUUACCAAACCAUUACUGAAGCUAUAAAGGAACUUUAUUUAGUAAUAUCUGAAACAAUCCUGGAAAAGUGUAUCUUUAUUUUGAGCUUUGAAUAUAAGCUGAUUCCACUAACACUUUUGACAUGACGUGACUGUAAAUAUGCAUUUGAAAUUAGGGUUACCAUCUGAUGUAGGUCUGCAUUUUUCAUCGUUCGCUCAAUCCGUUUUUACAAAAUAAAAAUUUUGAUUUUA